Molecule: messenger RNA, 2503 nt
Organism: Morus notabilis
Lineage: Eukaryota; Viridiplantae; Streptophyta; Magnoliopsida; Rosales; Moraceae
Product: O-fucosyltransferase 34
Exons: 8
Coding region: 479-2035 (518 amino acids)
Cellular component (GO): cytoplasm
Source: RefSeq, a predicted model, not a curated record
UCUUCAUUUUUCUUUCUUUCCAUAUAUAUAUAUAUAUAUAUAUUGCUCGGAGAUUGUUCUCGGCGACAUUCUCCUGCGAAGGUGCUUUCUCGCCGGAAUCACGCGGUUGCGGAAGGAAUGGUGGCGGGGAUUUCCGCGUGGUGAUCGGCGAAGCGAAGAUCGGAGGUCUCGUGCAAUGUGCGAAAGAAAUGAGGUUUUUGGUGGUGUUUAGGGACGAAUUUUUCGGACUCCGAGCGAUUAAUUUAAGGAAAUCUCUGUAAUUUGUGAGUUAUCGGUAGGAAUUUUGGAUCUUCGGUUUGUUACGCGCUUCUGGUGGUUUCGGAUCUUGGAGAGGAAAGUAUUCUUCUAUCCGAAUCUGAUUAUCGAUUCGGAGAAGAAAAUUUUUGUUUUUGGUUGAUUUUUGAUCCGGCAUUGAAGAAAGGGGCGAGCUUAUGGAGGAUUAAAGCGGUGGAAUCGAGAGGAAGGAGAGAAUUAUAUUAUGUGCAGAAUAGAGAAGGAGGAGAAGAAGAAGAGAGAGAGGACAAUGGGAAUAAAGUCGUUGGGAGCGGAGAAGCUGAAGAGUACGAUGGCGACGGCGUCGGCGUCGAGGUCGAAGAUGAAGCUGUGGAUGAUACGGGCGACGACGUCGGUUUUACUGUGGACGUGCGUCGUACAAUUGACGGCGUUGGGAGAUAUGUGGGGCCCUAGGGUUCUCAAAGGCUGGCCUUCCUGUUUCACUCAGGAGUCCGCCUCCGCCGCCGCCGCUCUCCAAGACAAGUCGCCCUUCGUCGAGGCCAGAGUUCUUCCGCCCAAAAGGGUUUAUAAGAACAACGGUUACCUGAUGGUUUCCUGCAAUGGGGGGCUAAAUCAAAUGAGAGCAGCGAUAUGUGACAUGGUUGCCAUCGCAAGACAUUUAAAUGUCACUCUUAUAGUGCCUGAAUUGGAUAAAACAUCCUUUUGGGCUGAUCCUAGUGAGUUUCAAGACAUAUUUGAUGUGGACCAUUUCAUUACAUCUUUAAGAGAUGAGGUUCGCAUAUUGAAGGAAUUGCCUCCUAGGCUGAAAAGAAGAGUGGAACUAGGAGGUGUUUAUACCAUGCCACCAAUUAGUUGGUCUGAUAUAUCUUAUUAUCAGAGACAGAUUCUUCCUCUCAUACAAAAGUACAAAGUGGUACAUCUUAAUAGAACUGAUGCUCGCCUUGCCAAUAAUGGCCAACCUUUGGAGAUUCAAAAGCUACGGUGCCGAGUAAAUUUCAGUGCUCUGAGAUUUACUUCUCAAAUAGAAGAGUUGGCUAGACGAGUUAUCAAGCUUCUUAGGCAAAAUGGUCCUUUCCUAGUCCUUCAUCUCAGAUAUGAAAUGGACAUGUUAGCAUUUUCUGGUUGUACUCAAGGUUGCAACAUGGAUGAAGUGGAAGAGUUAACGAGAAUGAGAUAUGCUUAUCCCUGGUGGAAAGAAAAAAUUAUAAAUUCUGAUUUGAAGAGGAAAGAUGGUUUAUGUCCUUUAACGCCUGAAGAAACUGCUCUUACUCUGAGGGCACUGGGCAUUGAUCGUAAUAUCCAGAUUUAUAUUGCGGCUGGUGAGAUAUAUGGAGGAGAAAGGAGAAUGUCAAGUUUAGCACUGUCUUAUCCAAAAUUGGUAAGAAAGGAAACUCUGUUAGAUCCAUCCGACCUUAGAUUUUUCCAGAAUCACUCAUCCCAGAUGGCAGCAUUGGAUUAUCUCGUCUCAUUGGAGAGUGACAUCUUUGUUCCCACAUAUGAUGGAAACAUGGCUAAAGUAGUUGAAGGCCAUCGCAGAUUUCUUGGUUUCAAGAAGACAAUAUUGUUGGACAGAAAGCUUAUCGUUGAUUUGAUAGACCAGUACAGCAGUGGAUCACUUAAUUGGGAUGAGUUUUCAUCCGCUGUGAAGGAGACUCAUGCAGAUCGCAUGGGCAACCCAACUAAAAGGUUGGUGAUCCCAGACAGACCUAAAGAAGAGGACUACUUCUAUGCCAACCCAGAGGAGUGUUUAGAACUUCCGGACGAGCGGUUAUUUUCUGAUGAACUAUUGAGCAGCACGUGAUAUCCUAUGCUAGUUAGUUUGUGACAUUCAUCAGUGUUCUCCCACAGUGGUAGCUUUUAUUAACACACAGAUCUUUAAGAAAGUUCUCUACAAAGAGGUAUAAGUGAUAAUGAGAUUUUGUUUCGGAGGCCACCAUGAAGAUCAUUGGGAAAUGUAAAACUUGCCUGAGAAGAUCUAUGGAUAAGAUAAGCUCUGGAGAACAUCAAUUAUCUCUUUUUAUAUAUGCCAAAUAAUCCAUCUCAAGUUCAUGUAUAGAAGCCACCCUGCCAUUUAUGGGGUGAGAGUGAAUCCAGGAACCGCAAUGUAGAACCGAGGGGGAUGUCAACGUAAAAGAGGGUGUUCUGGGUUUGCUUGGAACUCAAGGAAUCAUGAAAAGCUCAUAUCCCUCGACCUUUCUAUUUUGUAUUUUCUCAUGUUGUUUCUUUUUUGGAUCAAUCAAAGCCCACGGUCUCGUGAUUUUGUGGCACA